CUGCAUUACGGUCCUUUUACGUCAGGAAGAUGGCGGCCACCAGCUGUCCAUGUGCUUGUUUAUAAACAUGAAAUGACAUUUGGACAUUUUCUAAACCCUGUCAUGCAAGUUAGUGAUCAUAUAGAAAAUGGGAAAGUCGAAGAAAAAGAAAUUCAGGGCUGCUAAAGCCGAACCAACGGGAUUAACAAGCGUAAAGGAGAUAGAAACGCAAAUUGAGAAUUUUGUUCCGAAUGCACAUGGCACAGUUUCGGAUGUUAUAGAACAGCUUCAGAGUGUGAACGUUGAGACCCGAGAAUGUGGCUGUUCCACCCUAGCCAACCUGGUCAGCCAGCCGGAGGUUAUUCCUCUACUCCUACAACACAACAUUGUCAAGAUCGUCGGUCCCUUGAUAGUAGAUCCUAGUCCCCACAUCAGACAUGUAUCACUGGGAGCUUUGAGAAACCUGAGUGUAAGCGGCAGCCAUGAGGUCUGUGAGGAGAUGGUACAGAAGGAUGUCCUUACACCACUUGUCGCACUCUUCCAGAAGUAUGGUGUAGGCUGGCUGCCAAACAAGAAGGAGAAGAAUGUCAAACAUAACGACACUCCAGAGAACAUCUACACAGAGGCAGUGCACCUGCUGUGGAACCUUUGUGAGAGCAGCGACAUGGCAGUGAGCGUGUUCAACAAGGAAACUCUAGUACAGUACCUGCUGCCAUGUCUACAGCAUGAACUGUAUGGCUUCUCUACAGCCAUAGCAGUAGACCGCAGGACGUAUCCCGCUUCUCAGACAGCUGUCCUACAGUCCACCAUAGAGACUCUUGCGAUGGAAUCCCUAGGUCCGGCUCCUGACCACCCGGGGUUCUCUCACAAGGCCAUCUAUGGCCGACAAGUGAGUAUGAUUGCCGAUGGCAUGCCGGUAGUAUCCAAUGCAGCGCUUUCUACACCUUUCCCCUACAUCGCUCCACCUGCCUAUGGACCGCCGCUUCUCCUUCAUCCAUCCCCGAAGGAGUGGAAACUGCAUCCGCAGGUGUUCCAGACUUUGUGCUUUCUGAUGACGAACCAGACAGUGGAUCUGUUCGCCACUCGCUUCAACCACCAGCUGCCUCUGUUUGUGUCUCCGAUUCUGGAUCCGUUGGCUUGGGGACAUGACGCUGUAGCCAUUCCAUGGGAUGACCAAAACGCGUACACGUUUCUGCCAGUGGCCCAAAUUCCACACAUACUACUGAAACUAUGCACGACGCAGAGGAUAACACUGCUUUUGGUCGCGCCAUACUGGCCGGAAGUUGCUCAAUGUCUCCAUGCAGUAACAGAAAACAACAAGAUGGCUGCCGAGUAUUGUCAGACAGGCAAUACAUUAGCACUGCUCAGCCAGUUGAUAACACCAGUUGAAUCGGCUGAUAGUAUCCAGCUCAGCACACUUGUAACAGGAAUCCUGAUCAAUAUCAGCGACCCGCAGCAACCCCAGACCCCGAUAGCAUCCCUCGUCCACACACUAGCCACUGUCCUGUCAGUUGACGUCACAAACCUGAUCGGGGAGGCGACACAGAAUGGAAGUCUGAGUGAUUCUGGUGUUAGUGAUGAAGCCAGCGUUGCACACCAAAGGGGUGCCGAGCCUCAAGGCAAGCUGAAGGAGGUGAAUCAGAUUGUCUCCGCCCAGCAGACCAGCCUAGAAAUUAUUGCCAACCUGUGCUGUGUUGGGGAUGAUGACUGGGAGGAUGUCAGCAUCGACUCAGGCUCAUCUGAUGACAUGGCUGUUGACAUGAACAUGGGGGAGGACGUCAGUGAGGAAUUUAGUCCGGUUUGCGUGCCAACAGAAAUCCAGGGCGCCCUGCUGAACGAAGAUAUCCUCACAAAGGUUUUGAACAAGGCCCAACCUGUAGAGGAGAGCAAACAGAUUGUGCUCAACAACUGUGUCGGGGGCAAGAAAAUAGCAAACAGUCUGCUGCGAGUCCAGACCCAUGCCCUGCUAUGCCUCAACAACAUCCUCAACACAAUGUCUGCCGAUGCUCUGGGUGGGCUCCUACCGCUGCACAAGAUGUGGGACGGGCUGGUGCAGCUCUCCAACUCAACACAAGCCAAGUCUCACCUUGAGCUGCUGGAGGCAGUGACCAGCGCCAUGAGAGCAGUCAUACAGAAACUGGCCCAGCUUCAGUCCCCCAAGUUCUCGGAGGUCACAAUCGCUGACCUGCAGUUCCUGUUUGCCCUGAGCCACCAGGGCCGGGACGCCAAUGUCCGGGUGAACGCUGUUCGCUGCGUGGCCACUAUAGGUGGACUUCUGGCCAAACUAACAACACCACACCCACUGCUGAAGGACAUAGGGCACUUCCUGUUGGAGGUGAUUGGACGUGACUCAGAACUGUGGGUAGUGGCAGAGGCCUUGGACUCUGUGUUUGACGUCUUCGCAGAGGAUCAUAUUGACCCAAUCGUACGAGAGAUAGCCCUGGUUGAAAAGCUGAAAAACUUCAGACCAAUGCUAAUAUCACGGAUAAACAGCGAACGAGGGAGACUGGGAGAACACGUAGCCCUCAUCAGCAUGGUGCGCACAAACCUGAAGCGAUUUAUUGACUACAAGGCCUCUCAUUGAAACAUCGCAGUUGGGUCUUUUGAUGCAUAACAAACUUUAUUGCAGACUUUUACUUAUCUUCUGUAAAUGUAUGGUACCAAUGCCAGGAUUUUCCCAAACACAGGCCAACAGUUUCAUUGCAUCUGUAAUUGUUUUGAAAGAGUUUAUUGUAAUAUAAGAAAAUUAUAAAUAUAUCCAGUUAAAGGUUUUUAAAGGGCUCUUCAUUAUGUGCUGAAAGUAAUGAUAUGGACAGUGGUGACUUCAGGGGCUGCAUAUUUGCUUUGAAAUAUUUAUUAAGAAACGUAAUACUAUAUAUCUGAGCGUCAGCAAAUCUGUUAUGUAGCUUUUUCCUUUUUAAAAGACAAAGGUUAUGAAGUCAUUAAAUGAUCUCAGUUAUGUCAAUGAUGUUAAGUUGUGUGCCUAAAUAGAGCUUUCAUUGAUGUAAGAUCCAACCAAGUGCUGCCUCACAAACAUGUACAUUUAGAGAUGUAGUGUGUUUCUAAUCGUCCGACUGAGAGGUAUGCAUAAUACUUAAGGGCCCGUUUCACAAAGUUCUCAGAAGCCCAAGAUCUCUAAACUUUUCUCAUAGCAUUCGUACUUCCUAUGUUACAGCAUAUAAGGUACGAAUGCUACGAGAUAAGUUACAAGAUCUUAGGCUUACGAGAGCUUUGUGAAACUGAGCCCAGUCACCCAUUCAACAAAGCUGUCUUGUAUGUUAACAUGGACAGCCAUUGUUUAGUGGAGGGAGAGAGCCAGAACCUGUAAGUGUUGGGAGUAGAGGGGUGGGGGGGAUAGUGGUCAAUGUUUCUAGAUCCAUCUGAAUGACGAGUUGGUCAAAGUUAGUGAGUUGAAACGACAUCAGGUUCAAGAUUAAUGAAUAAAUCUAAUAAUAAUAAUAAUACAUGCAUUUAUAAAGUGCAGCAAUUCACAAAUAUGAUGAGCUCUGUGCGCUAGCUGAGAAUUCAUCGCUGGAACUUGUAGUCCUGAUCAAACAAGUAUGUCUUUAGCCGUGAUUUAAAAGAAGAGACAGUGAAGGCAGUUUUGAUGGUAUCUGGAAGACAGUUCCUGAUUAGAUGCAGCUGUGAAGGAAAAGCAUCUUUUUCCAAAAGUAGACGAUUUGAUCUGAACAGAGAAGAAAUGUUGACAUACAUGCUCAUGUAUGUGGCUGCUGGUAUUAGCCUAAGCCCGAUCCACAAAGUGAUAUUAGCACUAAGGUGAUCGUAAAUUCCAUACUAUUACACACACUUACGAUUGUUGUAGCACUAUGAUCGCUGUGUGGGACGUGACCCUGGGCUAGUGCUGGUAUUUGGUGCUGGCGCACUUGAGAUACAACUUUGCAGUUCAACAUGUAUACACCAUCAGACGCAGUAUACUGACUUCAAUGACCUUGUGUUAUUCCCUAAAUGCAAGCAGACGGCAGGUUAAAAAAUGCCAUCUGUUUAAAUCUUGGGUAUGAUGCAGACGGGAGUUUGAACCACCAAAUUCCAGUCUUAGGGCAGACACUCUGACCCACAGACCAUGAGGCGGUCCAUUGAGAGAUAGUAAUAUGGCAUUCUGCACACAGGAUCACAUGUCAUAAUUGUCCAUAGUUGCCUUACAUGCCGAUCAGGGAAACAGUGCCGAUACAUACAGGACACUAUUCUGUUUGGGGGCGGUGGGGUAGUCUAGUGGUUAAUGCGUUCGCUUGUCACGCCAAAGACCUGGAUUCGAUUCCCCACACUCACUAUUCUGUUUGUUUCCUAUGAUUUCAGUGAAAGCAUGGACAAAUGCAUGUUGGGACAUUUGUACAGGAAGGGCAUUAAUCAUUGUAUAAUUAUUCUAUCAUUCUGAAAAAAUCUCCUAUGAAAUUGCUUUGCAGUCAAACUUCCAAGAAUGUAUUACAAUGUGGGUUGACUGUUUUACAAUUUUAUCUUGUUGGUAUUGUUUUAAUGUAUACAGUCAGAAUGUGAUUUGAGGGAAUGCCUCAGUGUCCAAAUGUUUACAGCUCUGAAACCAAAUUUGGCAGUUCAUAUCUUAGAAUUGGUCUAAGGGUUCUUAGACUCUGAAAUUCACUUUGUUUUUAUGUAGAUUUACUUGUUUGGACAGCAUUUUGGGGUAUGAAUAACACUUUAACUGCAGAACAGAUGAGGCAGGCUCAACUAACACUCACUGUUUCUUAAGGUAUUUUGUGUCCUGCCAACCAGGAUUUGUUUUCUUAAACCAGGAAGUUGAGGAGGUCACGUCUUGUACUUCUCAGUGAUGUCUUUGUUGUCAGACAUGCAUGGUCUGAGUGUGUCCUAUGUACAUGUACAAGCAAGUGGUACUAACACUGUGCUAGGAGGAUGCCAUGUAAGGUUGAAAGUUCAGUUAAGUGAAGAGGUAGGGGUGUUGUCAUUCCCUUGUCGAGCAUUACACCAAAUUCUUUAUACAUGAACCAUGUAUAGGAAUUGUUACAUGAAUGCAAUAAAACCUUUCCCAAU
Molecule: messenger RNA, 5001 nt
Organism: Haliotis rubra (blacklip abalone)
Lineage: Eukaryota; Metazoa; Mollusca; Gastropoda; Lepetellida; Haliotidae
Product: HEAT repeat-containing protein 3-like
Biological process (GO): protein import into nucleus; ribosomal large subunit biogenesis
Source: RefSeq, a predicted model, not a curated record